Molecule: messenger RNA, 216 nt
Organism: Aspergillus chevalieri
Lineage: Eukaryota; Fungi; Ascomycota; Eurotiomycetes; Eurotiales; Aspergillaceae
Exons: 1
Coding region: 1-216 (71 amino acids)
Source: RefSeq, a predicted model, not a curated record
AUGGAGGGGUGUAUUGCCUUGGGAGUUUCUGGUGUUGACAUCUGCGCCGCGGCUGAGCAGAAACUGCACCAUCUAAACCUGCCGCAGAUUUCGUGCUAUGAUGUGGAGAGUCGUGUUGCCAUUUGUGUCGGUGAUGGUCAUGUUGGCACCAUGCGCAACAAGGGGAUCGAGCAGGGCGGUGUCGAUGGGCUCGCUGUCCAAGGACCGGAGAGCUGA